AUAUGAUUUCAGACACCCCUACGCCGGACCAUACCAUCUCCCAACCUUGACGUUAGCUGAAGUCUCGCUUGCUAGCUUGCUGUGCUACACGUCUUCACGUCCACUGUAAACUGGAGUUAUCUCUAGGUGUGGCCUGCAGGUGCACUAUGGACCAAGUGGGUGUGGCCGUUGUAACUGCAGCUGAGUUUCACCCGAGAACAAAAUAAGCUCACCAGUCCUGACGCACUGCCGAGCCUGAGAGGACGCACUUUUACUUUGGAUUAUUCUUUAACUUUAAGGGUUUUUAAUGGAGCCUGUGUUCGGGAGAGUGGGGCUAAAGGUGGCUCUGUUGUUUCUGUUAACCACUCAGCUCAAUACAGAUGUGACAAAAGCGAUGGUGGUGACAUCCUCAGGGCCACAGACUACUCAGAAGGCCCAGGGGGAGACAGUGAACCUUGGAUGCACCUACACACCCAGCCCUGAGGACACAGGAGAGCUGGACAUUGAGUGGUCCAACGUCAGCCCUGACAUGACACAGAAGGACAAACUGAUCUUAUCGUUCACUGGAGGUCAGACGCACCGAUACGGCGAUCCCAGCGUCUCCAGCCGGCUGAAGUUCACAGGGGACCCCAAGCUGGGCGAUGCCUCCAUCUCUAUCUCUGAUGUGAGGGUCUCAGACACAGCAACAUACCAGUGUAAAGUCAAGAAGGCGCCGGGUGUUGACACAAGAAAACUCACUCUGGUAGUGAUGGUUCCCCCGACAGCGCCCAAGUGUUGGGUGGAGGGAGCUGAGGAGAAAGGUGGCCCGGUCUCCCUCCGCUGCAAGUCCUCUCAGGGAUCCACUCCUCUCAGCUAUGUGUGGAUGAGAGAGACUGGAGGUUCAAUACCAUCCACUGCAGUCCAAGACCCACAGACGGGGGAGCUGUUGAUAAAGAACCACACCGACAGCAACGUUGGGAGUUAUGUUUGUGAGGCGAAAAACGCUGUCGGCAAAGCUCAGUGUAAAUAUGCACUGCGUGCAUAUAACCCUACCAACAAGGCGGGUGUCAUAGCAGGAGCGGUGAUUGGAGCCCUCCUGCUGCUGCUCCUCCUCCUGCUCCUCAUCUGGCUCCUCAUCUGCUGCUGCCACAAGCGCAAAUAUCAGAAAGAGAUCGCCAAUGAAAUAAGGGAGGACGCCCAGGCCCCACAGAGCCGACCCACCAGCAGAAACUCCAGUUUCCGUUCAGUGUUGGGGUACCGGACCCACCCCGGGGUGCACUACAGCUCCGUGAGGAACCACAUGCCCAAUGCCAGGGCGUCAGGUCGCAGUGCCAUCUACACAGGGGGCAGUAACGUGUCCUCUCCUGUCGGGGACAAAUCUGCUCCCCUCAAGUAUGACCAUGAAUAUGGAUACCCUGUGUAACUACAGUCAGAACACCUAGUGUUUAUUUUUUAUAUAAAACUACGCCCUCUGAAGAAAACAAGACUCUUUGUAAAGAAUAGUCUCUUGAAGUACAACCCAAUCUCUAGAAUAGGCGUUGGCAGUGUACGUUUCUGUAAAUCCACCGAUGUGUUCAUUAUAUUUAAUGUUCAGCGUUGUGUUGUGGUUAAUGAUCUGGUGAGGUUUAGGAAAGAUGGUUACAACUGCACUCCACACCACAGACGUUCGGUAAAGAAAACAUUUCAAUCCAUUUCAGUAGGGUUGGAUCGCUCAAACAGCUGAAACAGUUUGAUCCAAGGGGAAUCGAAACACCUUUAUUAAACCUCUGUGGCAGUGAGUGUGCAGGCGUUGCCUUCUUAUUUAUAUCCUCAUUCCUACAUCGUGUUUUGGCUUUAGUUCUGUUGCCACAAGCGCGGCUGGAAAACAACCUGAUGCCUCGUUAAAAACAUCAAGUGAGUUCAUGCUCGGAUACAUAUUAAACAUAUAAAUCUACGCAGACGUGGUUUGCAGAAACAUAUAAUCCCAACGCUUCAUUUUGUUGACUAAGCUGGUAAAAGUUUGUAUGUGACAAAUGGUGCAAUAGAACAUAUUUAAUCGGACAAUUAUGGGAGUGCUGGUGCUGGUAUUCAACACAUUAAAUCUCACGUCAGCUCAGGAGACUCAGUGUUCACCUGGCUGACUUCCAUGAUGCACUGCGACACAACGUCCUCUCAGGAUUCAGUCAUUAUUACACUGAUUAUGCUUAAACUUUAUUUAAAAUGUAAAUAGCAAAGAAUUUGUAUUUUUACUGCUGCUUUUUUUUCUAUGACACAUGUAGCUCAAUCAGUGUAUGACUUUUUUAACAUAUGACUACAAUUAAAAACAUUUUUAACUGAUA
This is a messenger RNA of Acanthopagrus latus (yellowfin seabream), 2276 nucleotides long. RefSeq names its product V-set and immunoglobulin domain containing 8b (gene vsig8b). Lineage: Eukaryota; Metazoa; Chordata; Actinopteri; Spariformes; Sparidae. The transcript is spliced from 9 exons. The record is from RefSeq and is a predicted model, not a curated record. Bases 287 to 1381 code for a protein of 364 amino acids.